GCAGUUAUACGCAAAAGGGCCCCUUCAGUUGAGGACAGCACAACUCUAGUUUUUGGACAUUUUGGGAGAGCUGACAUUUGGGGAUUUUCUUCAAGUAAUUCUUCAAACAUCAUUGGCUGUACUUACUGAAUAUGCCUUCAUAUGGAUUGAGAUUUUUUGUUCCUCUAAUCUUCUGCCUCUUUACUGUGUACAGCAGACCUACAGGUGGCUACAUUCGUAACAUGAAAAGCUUCAUUCAAGCUGUGAAAAUGGUUGAAGAUUCCAACCCUGAUCUGUCCCCUUUGGCCCUGCUCAGAGCACUGCGAAGGACUGCUGGCCAUGAUGAUGUGAUGACUAUACAUUUCUUGGGUGCAUCAUAUAAUCUUAGUGGCAGUGAAGCUCCAGAGGGCGCCAUUAUAAAUGCAACAUACUUCAGCUAUUUUGAUAAAGCCACAUAUCACAUUGUGACAGACCAUGGAGAGGAACGAGGAGUAGUUCUUGUUCCAGACGGCACCACUGUAGCACUUGCACCCUUGUUGUUAGGAAUUGAAUCUGGAUUAAAAGCCAAGAUGGAAGGGACUCAAGCUGAUGGAAUCUUCCCUCUUACCCUUGGGAGACCAUUGGGCCUGUCAUUUCUCAGCCUACAGGACUUACCACCUUCUUUUCGUCUAGGUCCUAAUGGAUGUUGGGACAGCAUGCAGCACCCCAAGAUUUUCAAGCUGUCCCAACCAGCAACUAUGGCGACAGAUGCCAUUAUCAAUGGGGCAAUGGACGGAGUGAUACUGGGCCUGCACCUCAGCCAUUUACCUGCAUCUAAACAGCUAAAAACCCUCAGUGACAUUUUGAAAGGAUACUAUGUUUUCACUUUACAUGAAGGACAGGGUCUUGAUGCAGUGACCAGUCAUGUUAGCCCCAAGAGAAGGGAUAUCUCAAGAAAUCUUCUCCAGUCACUUGAUCUUCAAACUCAAGUGAUGGAGACUCUAGCGCUGGUUUGGAAAUUGGAGAAAACCGAAUGGAUUGCUCUGGACUCAGGCCUGGAAAAAGUGGUGAAUGAUGGAUUGCUGGCAUUUGGUCACAAGUACUGGGACUGCCCUCAGAUCAUCCCUCGCUGUCAGUGGGGGGCAAAGGCUUACAAGGGUACACCAGUCCCACUGUCACUUCCCCUUCAGUUUCUCUAUGUUCACCACACCUAUGAACCUUCGUUGCCCUGUUUAUCCUUUGCAAAAUGUUCUAGUGACAUGAGGGCCAUGCAACGUUUCCACCAGGAUGACCGCGGUUGGAGUGACAUAGGAUAUAGCUUUGUGGUUGGCUCCGAUGGAUACAUUUAUGAAGGAAGGGGUUGGAACCAACUUGGCACACACACCAGGAGACACAAUGAUGUUGGCUAUGGCGUGUCAGUUAUUGGCAACUACACUACCUCCCUGCCUUAUCGCUAUGCCAUGGACCUGCUGCGUAUUCAACUAGUACGAUGUGCUGUGAAUAGAGGGGGACUGGCCGAAAACUUUACCAUUCAAUGGCACAGACAGGUGGUGAACUACACCACUUGUCCUGGAGAUGCCUUUUUUUCUGAAAUAAAAACCUGGUAACAUUUCAAGGAAUGAUAGAAGACAGACUACCAGUUUAGGUUGUUUAACAUGUCAGGGUGUUGUCAAGUUUUGAAUUUGCGUGACAAGUAUGAGUAUGAGUAUGUGCAAGUUAUGAUGUUCAAUUCAUUAAAGCAUAAUAGUUAAUUAAUAAAAACCA
Molecule: messenger RNA, 1722 nt
Organism: Menidia menidia (Atlantic silverside)
Lineage: Eukaryota; Metazoa; Chordata; Actinopteri; Atheriniformes; Atherinopsidae
Source: the annotation of a GenBank genome assembly